Molecule: messenger RNA, 3713 nt
Organism: Suncus etruscus (white-toothed pygmy shrew)
Lineage: Eukaryota; Metazoa; Chordata; Mammalia; Eulipotyphla; Soricidae
Gene: MAGEL2
Product: MAGE family member L2
Exons: 3
Coding region: 260-3685 (1141 amino acids)
Biological process (GO): negative regulation of transcription by RNA polymerase II
Cellular component (GO): nucleus
Source: RefSeq, a predicted model, not a curated record
CGGGAGCUUGCCCCCUCCCCUGCCCCUGCCCCUGCCCCAGCCGGCUGGCUGGCUGGCUGGCCCCGGCAGCCGUAGCUGCGGGGCGCUGAGACCGUCCGUCCCACUCCCUGGCCCCGCAGCCCCAGACUUGCAAGGCUUGCAAGGCUCGCCCGCCCGGCCACGUCGGCAGCAGCUGUGGGACGGACGGACGGACAGACGGACGGACGAACGGACGGACGGCAGGAGGCAGCAGCUGUCGCGCGGCCACCACCCCCCGGACAUGGACAUGUCGCAGCUAAGUAAGAACCUGGGUGACUCCAGUCCCCCCGCCGCCGAGGGCCCCAAGCCGCCCGUCUAUAGCCGCCCCACGGUGCUGAUGCGUGCCCCGCCCGCCUCCUCGCGCGCUCCACCCGUCCCCUGGGACCCUCCGGCACCCGAGCUGCAGGCCACCCUGGGGGCCUGGCCCGCGCCGCAGCCUGCCUGGGACGCUCCGCAGGGCCAGCCCGCCCCGGGGGCCCCGCUGGUGCAGGCACCGCCCCUGGGGGGCCCGCUGGGCAAGCCCCCGACCCCCGGCGUCCUGAUGAUGCGCCCGCCCCCUCCGACGGCUCCUGGCGUGCUCAUGAUGCACCCUUCGGCGCCCGUGGCUCCUCUGGCACACCCCGGGCCUCCGGGCACCCCCCUGGGGCAUCCCGCACCUCCCGGCACCCCGAUGUCGCAGCCCACGGCGCCCGGAGUCCUGAUGGCACCCACCAUGACCCCUGGAGUCCUGAUGGUGCAGCCGCCGCCUCCCGCCGCCCUCAUGGCCCAACCGCCUCCGCCGGGGGCGCAGCUGGCCAAGCCCCCGCCGCAGGGGCCCGGAGUCCUCAUGAUCCACCCGCCGGGCCCCAGAGCGCCCCUGGCCCAGCCGGCUGCCUCCGGGGCACCCGUCGUGCAGCCCAGCGCCCCACCUGCACAAAUGGCCACGUGGGCACCCCAGGCCCAGCCUCUGAUCCUGCAGAUCCAGUCUCAGGUCAUCAGGGCGCCCACGCCGGUCCCCCAGGGGCCCCAGGGCCCGCCGGCACCGCUGGCUACACCCCCAGGUUGGCAGUCCGCAGCCCCCCCUUGGCAGGCUCCGCCGCAGGGCUGGCAGGCCGCGCCUCUGACCUGGCAGGCCACGCAGGUCACCUGGCAGGCGCCGACCAUCACCUGGCAGGCAGCGACCCCUGUGCGCCAGGGCCCACCGCCCAUCCGCCCCGGGCCGCCCCCCAUCCGCCCGGGGCCCCCGCCGGUCCGCCAGGGCCCACCGCCCAUUCGCCAGGCCCCGCAGCUGAUCCGCCAGGCCCCGCCGCCCAUACGGCCAGCCCCACAGGUCCUGGCCACGCCGCCACACCUGUGGCAAGUGCUGCCGCCGCCUCCACCCUUGCGCCAGGCCCCCCAGACGCGCCUGCCGGCGCCCCAGCUGCGAGCUGCCCCCCAGGUGCGAGCUGCCCCGCCGAUGCCCAUGCAGCAGGUGCCCAGCGUGCCGCCGGUGGCCCAGGUGACCGCCACGGCUCCCCCUGCGGGCCCACAGAUGCCCAUGCCACUGUCGGCACCCCGCGUGUCACACUGCCCGCCCGUCAUCUGGCAGGCGCCCAAGGGACAGCCCCCAGUGCCGCAAGAGCUCCCUGCCAACAUGGAGUUCCAGGACCUGCAGCCCGUGCCCCCCGGGGCCUGGCAGGUGCCCAAGGCCCCCAAUCAGUUCUGGCAGCAGGCGCCUGCCUCUGAGGUGCAGAGGCAGGGCCCGGCAAUGGCACCCAUGGAGCGGCCCUUUCCGGCGGGCCCGGGCCCCCAAAAGGCCUUCCAAGCCCAGUUGCCUCCGCAGCCAGCGCAGCACCCGGGCGCGCAAGCCGAUCUGCCUGCUCUGCAGCCUCAGCCCACCUGGCAGGGCUGCCCGACGGGGCCGCAAGGGCAGCAAGCAGCAGGCCCCAUAGUGGCGCCAAAUUUCCCCCCGGGUCCGGCUACGCCGCUCAUGACUCCGUCGGGGGAGCCCGGGGGGCCGCCGCCGCCUCCGCAGCCAGGAGACCGCAGGACCUCGUCCAAGGAACGUCGCACGACAUCCAGGGAGCGCAAGGCCCAGGCCAAGGAGCGCAUGAUCUUUGCCGCCACUUUCUGUGCUCCGCAGAGACCCAGCCGCGCGCCUGCAACACCCUCUGCCUGGCAAAACGUGCCGGGGGGGGCCUGCAGAGGCCUUUCCCACCGCAGCUGCCUCUGGCCCUCUACCUCCCAGGGCCAGCCUGCCCUGGCUCACGUGCUGGCAGCUCCGUCGGCCAUGCCCGAGGCCCCCACAUCACUGCCACACACCCUGCAAGACCCCUUUGCCAGCGCAGAGGCCCUGCCCUCAGGGCCCUGGGCGACCCAGCCUGGCGAGAGCCUGGCCCAGAUGGCAGCUAGCCUCCCGAUGUCCGACACAGAGGCAGCGCAGGUGCCCCAGGUGGUGGUGCCCCACGAAGCCGAGGCCUCCAAGGGCCCCGCCGAGCCUCCGAAGCGCUCCGGCAAAGCCACCAGGAAGAAGAAGCAUCUGAACAGCUGCGAGGACACCAGCGGGUUCUCAGCCCUGCGAGACUGGCCAGGCCGCAGGCCCUGGGACCAUCCCAACUGGAAUGACUGGGAGCUGCAAGCCCCCGUGCCUAUGCUGGGGAACUGGGAGGCCCCGAGCACCUGUACCCUGAGUGGCUGGGAAGGGCCCUUGACCUCCCGAAUCCUGGGCAGCUGGGAAGGCCACGGCACCACCUGGGCCCUGAGUGGCUGGGAGGGUCCUGGCCUGGUGCGAGCCCUGAGCCUCUGGGAAGGUCCCAGCACCUCCCAGUCCUACCGUCUUUCCGAGAUCCCCCAUCUCUCUCAGGGACUAGGGGCCAGCCCCCGCGAAGUCCACGCAGAGACACAGACCCUCUGCCCCUUGGAUGAGAGAGCCAACGCUUUGGUGCAGUUUCUCUUGGUCAAAGAUCAAGCUAAGGUGCCUAUUAAGCGCUCCGAGAUGGUGAAGUUCAUCAUCCGUGAGUACAAAGACGAGUGCCUGGAGAUCAUCAACCGUGCCAACCGGAAGCUUCAGUGCGUUUUUGGGUAUCAGCUGAAGGAGAUAGAUACCCAAAACCAUUCUUACGUCAUUACCAGCCGGCAGGAGGCUGUCCGGGCCGAGCAGGCGGCAGCGGCGGCGGCAGCGGCAAGAGCUGAGGCAGAGGCAGCGGCGGCAGUGGAGGCAGAGGCGGAGGCUGCGGCCGCACCACAAGUGGGACCACCAGAGGGUCCCGCUUUGGACAAGCCUAGGCUGGGCCUUCUCAUGGUGGUUCUGAGCCUCAUCUUCCUGAAAGGCAACUGUGUCCGGGAGGAGCUGAUCUUCAGCUUCCUGUACAAGCUGGGGCUAGAUGUCUGCGAGAAUCACACAGUGCUCGGGGACACCAAGCUGCUCAUCACGGAGGUGUUUGUCAGGCAGAGGUACCUCGAGUACAGGCGGGUCCCCUUCUCGGAGCCUGCUGAGUUCGAGAUCCUGUGGGGGCCCCGGGCCUUCCUGGAAACAAGCAAGAUGCUGGUGCUCAAAUUCCUGGCCAAACUCCACAAGAAAGAUCCCAGCUUCUGGUUCCGCCACUACCUGGAAGCCCUUUCCGAGUGCGACUGGGAAGACCCCAGUGAGGAUGGGCCCGACUCGGGCGACGAAGCCCAAAACUCGACCAGCAACCCCCCAUACCCCUAAAUGAUGCUUCUGGUGACUUGUGUGCCCC